AUGGCCGCCACCGCUACAGUCAAUGGACAGAACCUUCCCGACGGUCGUGUCAACGACCGUAUCGAGAACUACACCAAGUUCUGGCAGAAAGACAUGGGGAAGGAGGCCAAUGUUGAUACGGAAAACCGAAUCGACAGUUACACCGACGUCGUCAAUGGGUAUUACGACGGUGCCACCGAGCUCUAUGAGUAUGGAUGGGGUACCUCUUUCCAUUUCUCUCGCUUCUACAAGGGGGAGUCCUUCCACGCCUCGCUUGCUCGCCAUGAACAUUACCUUGCCCACAAAAUGGGCAUCAAGGCCGGCAUGCGUGUCCUUGACGUUGGCUGUGGUGUUGGUGGUCCAGCACGCGAGAUAGCGCAGUUCACGGAUGCUCAAGUCGUCGGCUUGAACAACAACGACUUCCAGAUCGGCCGCGCUCGCAAAUAUACUCAGAAGAUGGGCCUGCAAAACCAAGUCUCAUUUGUCAAGGGUGACUUCAUGAAGCUUGCUGAACAGUUUGGAGAGAACUCGUUUGACGCUGUGUACGCCAUUGAGGCCACCGUCCAUGCCCCUAGUUUCGAGGGGGUGUAUGAGCAAAUCAAGCGAAUCUUGAAGCCCGGAGGAGUUUUCGGUGUAUACGAAUGGGUUAUGACUGAGGAUUGGGACCCUUCCAUUCCGAAGCACAAGGAACUUGCCCACAGGAUUGAGUUCGGUAACGGUAUCCCCGAAAUGCGCAAGCUCAGUGUUGCACGCGAUGCCCUCAAGAACGUCGGUUUCGAGAUUGAGCACGAAGAGGACCUCGCUGCCCGUCCAGAUGAGGUUCCAUGGUACUACCCUCUCGAGGGUGAUAUAUGGAAGGCACAAACCGUUUGGGAUUACUUCACCGUUUGGAGAAUGAGCUGGAGUGGCAAGCUCGUUACACACAAUGCCAUGCGUGUAAUGGAACUCUUUGGUGUCAUCCCCAAAGGUACAUGCGACGUUGGCGAGGCUUUGAAGGUUGCCGGUGAUUCGUUGGUGGAAGGUGGUCAACAGAAGCUCUUCACACCAAUGUACCUCGUCGUCAGCCGGAAACCGUCAAAUUAG
Molecule: messenger RNA, 1062 nt
Organism: Pleurotus ostreatus (oyster mushroom)
Lineage: Eukaryota; Fungi; Basidiomycota; Agaricomycetes; Agaricales; Pleurotaceae
Gene: ERG6
Product: Delta(24)-sterol C-methyltransferase
Exons: 5
Coding region: 1-1062 (353 amino acids)
Biological process (GO): ergosterol biosynthetic process
Cellular component (GO): endoplasmic reticulum
Molecular function (GO): sterol 24-C-methyltransferase activity
Source: RefSeq, a predicted model, not a curated record